AUGACGGGACAGGAAUUCGAACUACGAGAACAGGACAGGUGGCUUCCGAUAGCAAACGUGGCCCGGUUGAUGAAGAACACGUUGCCAACAACGGCGAAGGUGAGUAAGGACGCCAAAGAGUGCAUGCAGGAGUGUGUAUCGGAGUUCAUAUCGUUUGUGACGUCGGAGGCGAGCGACCGGUGUCUGAUGGAGAAGCGCAAGACGAUCAACGGCGAGGACGUGUUGUACUCGCUGCACACGCUCGGGUUCGAGAACUACGCCGAGGUGUUGAAGAUUUAUCUCGCCAAGUACCGACAG
Messenger RNA from Pichia membranifaciens NRRL Y-2026, 297 nucleotides. RefSeq lists its product as hypothetical. The record is from RefSeq and is a predicted model, not a curated record. Gene Ontology annotation, cellular component: CCAAT-binding factor complex; nucleus. The annotation marks the transcript as partial. The transcript has a single exon. Gene Ontology annotation, molecular function: RNA polymerase II cis-regulatory region sequence-specific DNA binding; DNA-binding transcription activator activity, RNA polymerase II-specific; protein heterodimerization activity. Gene Ontology annotation, biological process: regulation of transcription by RNA polymerase II. NCBI's taxonomy places the organism in Eukaryota, Fungi, Ascomycota, Pichiomycetes, Pichiales, Pichiaceae.